This is a messenger RNA of Trematosphaeria pertusa, 2635 nucleotides long. RefSeq lists its product as uncharacterized. The coding region runs from base 249 to 2402 and encodes 717 amino acids. The transcript has a single exon. The record is from RefSeq and is a predicted model, not a curated record. Lineage: Eukaryota; Fungi; Ascomycota; Dothideomycetes; Pleosporales; Trematosphaeriaceae.
UUCCCCAAGUGGUCCUCAACACCAUCGUCUUUCACUGGUGAUGAUGCUCCGACCUUCUUACGCCGCUUGCAGGUUCGUUACCGCAACAACAUCGGACCGCAAAAUGCCGUCAACCCAGACCUUUGACUGAUCCCGCAUCAACCCUUUCAGCACGGGUCGCUUCUUACUUGGCGUCAUACCUUCCCAUUCGCCACCUGUGAAACUAUUCCGCUUAUGACUCUGCGCUGCACCGCCAAUUCACUUCCAAUAUGACGUCCCUAACCCCGCCUUCUUUCGUCGACGACGGCGAGGCAAUUGAACCGCGCAUGCCACGCGCUAGUCACUGGAACAUUUCGAAGUGGCUCGAGGGUACGCCUGCAAUUCCCACACCGUCUCUCACUUCGGGUUCGACAUACACGGGCAGCUUUGUGGACGACGGCGCAGACAUGCUGAUCCCGUCGAAGACUGCACCUGGUUUUGGUCUAGUGGAUCCGAAAUUCUACGUUGCAGGGAAGAAGCGGGAGACGAAGGAAGAGGAGAAGUGGAGUGAAGAUAUGCAGAGGGCGAUUGGCGGUGAUAUGCUGAGGAGCCUGGCGAAGAUGAGGCAGUUGACGCAUUUAAACGUUACGGACCCUGCUCUUGCGGCGGCGGAGAAGACGGAGAAGGUAAAGGCUCAGGAGGAGAAGAAGGCGGGGAAGGAAGACGACGACACGGUUGCUGUGAGGGUGCUUCAGACAUGGGGCACUUUCGUUAUCACAGGGAAAGACGGGCGCGUAGUCGUCGUUGACGAAGAGGGAGAGUACGAUUCUGGGCCGCCAGGACAGAAACUGCCCGAGUGCGGACGAAAGAGUGGGAGGCAUGAGAAGACGCAGGCGUCCCAGCCAAAAGGGGAGGAGAAGAGAGAGGAUGUUGCGCCUCUUCCGCCCAAGCCAGCGUCCAAAGCAAGCGCAGAUUCGUUGAAGGAAGAGAAGAGUCGUUCAAAGGAGAAGAUAUCUACUCAUUCGAGUAGGCACUCAAAGAGGAAAAGCUCUAAGCAGGUUCCCUCCUCACGGCCGCCCAAGUCUCUUACGCCUAUCCCGGAAGCCGAUACCCCGGAGCAAGAAGGAGCCGACCUGUCACCGACCAAGUUCUUCAUGACUGGAGGUGCAAGCGGAUGGUCUUCUCCUCUUCCCUCACCAGUGAAACAGCCCUCAUCAGCGGCGUCGCCGGUACGAUCGCUACCUGGUGCAUGGCCAUCUCCAUUGCCUUCACCGACAAAGCCUCUGUCAGUCGCAGGGUUCUCAAAUGCAUCACCUUCGUCAGCGUCUGCAAGCCGCUCGUUGGCAAUGUCCAAGGAUUCCUGGAAGGAGGAUAAAUCAUGGAAAGACCGAGGAGAGGGGGAACAGGCCCCAUCUCCGGUGAAGCAACCUUCCCUGGUCGCCUCCCCUGUACAAUCGACGGCAGCAUCUUCUGCCCGCUCGGCGUCGCACUCGGAAGACCCAUGGGGCGGAGCGCAGUCCUGGACCCAGGAUACGGAGAAAGUAUCAGUGAAGUCGUCACGUCGGUCGAAAGGGUCACGAGCUUCCCCCGCCGCUAGAUCGAAGGACGCCUGGACAGAAGACGGACCUUGGACACAAGAUCCACCUGUAGAGAACCUCUCAGUGCGGUCCUCCCACAGAUCAAAAGGGUCAAGAGUUUCUUCGGUAACUGACUCCAAAGACUCCUGGCAAGGAGACGGAUCAUCGAAACAGGACCUAGGCAACGCUUCCAUGCAAACAUGGGAAAAGCCAGCAGGAUCUAGCGUCGUUUCCAACGCCGACUCGAAAGACUCCUGGCAGCAAGACGCUCAGAACCGCCCGGUCCGCUCAACACGCAGGCCACAAGCUCCCUCAGCAGCAGGCCUCCAAGGUUCUUGGGGAAAGGGCUUGGAACGCCGGUCGACUCGCUCAAGCCACAAGAUAGCAACGUUCACCGUGGGUUCAGACGCCGGCUCGCAGGACUCCUGGCAGCAGGAUAAGAAGUCUACAUCCUGGAAGCACGAUUCUGAUAAUAGGUCCACCUUUUCUGCUCACUCGGUGUACAAGCCGCCGACGGUGGAAGAUGCCCCUGAGACGCCAGCGGAGGAGGUGCAGGAAUGGAUCAGUGGUUGGACUGUGACAGGGAGCCAACAGGGUAGCGACAAAGCGAAGAGCGAGACAACGCCGGGUGCAGGAUGGAGUGUGAAGGAAAGUGAAACGGGUAGUCAGAAGGGCACUCAGAGGGGAGGAAGCCAGGGCGGCUGGAGUGCCAGCUGGAAUGGGAGUGAGAAAGGAAGCGAUGGCAGUGGGAGUAAGAGGAAGGAUAAGAGCGGCUAUGAUGAGGAUAAUGAGACGUGGCUGAAUGCCAGUUGGAGUGGUAUUCGGGUGCGGGAAGCGGAAUGGAAGAAAGAUUGGAAGGACGUGUAGUUGGCGAGCGACGGAAGGGUGCAAUUUGGCGGAGAUUGAGAAUGGGAUGGUCUGCUAUGAUCAAAUGAAGCCAAUGGCUAGAGCACGGCGUCUGCUCGUGUGGGAAUGACGUCCAUAGGAUUGUAAGAGGCGAAUUGGAGAAGGGGCUCCAAGAUGAGCAUCCACACCCAAUUGUCAGCCAUUGCGCCCUCACAGCCUAAGAAUUCCUACAUAUAGACGGUCCAUAACGAAAC